Messenger RNA from Lepisosteus oculatus (spotted gar), 1393 nucleotides. RefSeq names its product small nuclear ribonucleoprotein polypeptide A' (gene snrpa1). The record is from RefSeq and is a predicted model, not a curated record. Lineage: Eukaryota; Metazoa; Chordata; Actinopteri; Semionotiformes; Lepisosteidae. Gene Ontology annotation, biological process: mRNA splicing, via spliceosome. Gene Ontology annotation, molecular function: protein binding; U2 snRNA binding. Gene Ontology annotation, cellular component: U2 snRNP.
UACUGCUGCAUGCUGGGAAUAAAUGCAGAGCCAGUUAGCGGCGUGCUAGGGGAAAGAUUUUCUUGAGGGAGCAUUGGUUGUGGUUGUUUAAAUUUUAUUUGUAACCUUCUUUAAGAACAAAAUCUAUCUGUUGCUAUGGUGAAGUUGUCGGCAGAGUUGAUCGAACAGGCGGCUCAGUAUACAAACCCUGUUCGCGACAGAGAAUUGGACCUUCGAGGUUAUAAAAUCCCUGUCCUGGAAAACCUGGGAGCCACAUUGGAUCAGUUUGACACUAUAGAUUUCUCUGACAAUGAAAUCAGGAAGCUAGAUGGCUUUCCCUUGCUGAAAAGAAUAAAAACGCUGUUGAUGAAUAACAACAGGAUAUGCCGAAUCGGUGAAGGUCUUGAACAGUCUCUUCCAAAUUUGAGAGAAUUAGUCCUCACAAGUAAUAACAUCCAGGAGCUGGGGGAUUUGGAUCCUCUUGCAUCGGUAAAGAGCCUAACCUUACUGAGCCUUUUAAGGAAUCCAGUAACCAACAAAAAACAUUACAGGCUGUAUGUGAUCAACAAGAUACCACAGAUACGAGUGCUGGACUUCCAGAAGGUGAAACUGAAGGAGCGUCAGGAGGCGGAGAAAAUGUUCAAAGGCAAACGGGGUGCACAGCUUGCAAAGGAUAUUGCCAAGAGAACAAAAACGUUCACUCCUGGUGCAGCCCUCCAAGCUGAAAAAAAGAAAACCGGGCCAUCCCCAGCAGAUGUCGAAGCUAUUAAGAAUGCCAUAGCAAAUGCCACAUCUCUGGCUGAAGUGGAGAGGUUGAAUGGACUACUGCAGUCGGGACAGAUUCCAGGCAGGGAUAAGAAACAAGGGCCGGCAGGUGAGGAGGAGGAGCAAGAGGAGGAAGAAGAGCAAAUGGAUGAAGACAUUCCUGUUAAUGGGUCAUAGUACAUUUUUUAAAUAUAAGGCACCCAAAACUAUGGGUGAAAGUGCCCAACUGUAGAUUUAUUUUUUAUACCUUUUCAUGAAAAUGUGUCCACUUUGUGAAAGACUACACAACUUGUUUGAAAUGUUGGGAUUAUAAAUCAGUUAAUACUUAAUCUUGUGAAGUGUUUCUGAUCCUGACCAGGUUUUGUGUUUAUAAUUUCAGACCAUUAAGAAUAAGGGGCUUAGUAGUUAAACUCUUGAUGUAAAAGAAAUGUACAGUUAAGGUCAUGUGUGUAAAUGUCCGAAUGGGGCUUGUUAAGUCAUGUUCAUGUUGCCAGUAUCUUUAAAUAAAGUGUAUGAUUGGACAAAAUGUUGCCCUACAUUUGUUAAAGAUGCAUUUCUCAUUUACUGUGUAAACCAUGACAUGAAAAAUCCUUGUAUGUUUGCUUGCUUUUGUUUACAGUGAAAUAAAGAUGUAAUUUUAUGAUGAUAA